Molecule: messenger RNA, 444 nt
Organism: Nematocida parisii ERTm1
Lineage: Eukaryota; Fungi; Microsporidia
Exons: 1
Coding region: 1-444 (147 amino acids)
Cellular component (GO): signal peptidase complex; membrane
Source: RefSeq, a predicted model, not a curated record
AUGAAUACCUCAGCAAAAAGACUAGGAAAGGUUAUUUCUCUUAUUUCAUCAUACACAGGGGUUUUAGUCAUGGCUAUAUUUAUUAGUACAUUUAUAUUAAACAGAGAUACACCACAGUGUACACCCACACUUCAUGUUGCAGAACCUGCGUACAUAAAAUUCACACCAAAUGUGGACAUAACCAGUACAGUUAAUUAUAAUGUAAAGGAGGUCUUCGUAUACCUCGUGCAUAAAACACACGUUAAUAAUGUAGAAGUAGAACAAAUCGUAUGGAGUACAUUGGCAAAAAAGAAGAAUGAUUGUGUAUUAAUUAAUGAGUGCAUGGGACGGUCAAAUGAUGCAAAUAAGCCACUGAGCAGGGGAAAGUUCAUUUUAAAAGCAACAUACUUCCCGUACAUUGGUUUUAUUAAAAAUAAAACAUUUGCAGAAUUUCCUGUAAAGUAA